Molecule: messenger RNA, 2310 nt
Organism: Lactuca saligna
Lineage: Eukaryota; Viridiplantae; Streptophyta; Magnoliopsida; Asterales; Asteraceae
Source: the annotation of a GenBank genome assembly
AUCCGCUCCAAAGUCCCACUCUCACCCACUUUCUACUUGUCAAAGAACCCAAACACUCCAAAGUACAAACACCAACACUCUCGGUAUCUCCGUCUUCCUUCACUCCAACCACCGAACUACCUCCGCUGUCUGCAGCUCCUCCACAUCGUUAUUCUCGCCUUCCUCCACCUCAAAUACCCAUAAAUCCAAAACCACACUCGUUUAUCAUUUCUGUUAUCAUCCCUCUAGAUGGCUUCCUCAGCUCUUGCUCAUUCACUCAUCUCUCCACACAAUUCUCAUUCCCCGAUCUCUAACCGAACCCCUAAAACCCUCUCUGUAUCUUCCUUCAAUGGGUUUUCUAUCCCAAGGAUCUCCAGAUCCCCUCUGGUAUCUAACCAAUCGAAGACAACCCACACCAGUUUAAUCGCCAACUGUGCUUCAACUGCUAGUGAUAGCUCAAAAGAUGAAACCCCAAUUGAACUCAGGUUCCCUGCAUUUCCCACUGUUGUUGAUAUCAAUCAGAUUCGUGAGAUUUUGCCACACCGAUUUCCAUUUCUUUUGGUGGACAGGGUGAUUGAGUACAAUCCAGGAGUUUCAGCCGUUGGCAUCAAGAAUGUGACCAUCAAUGACAACUUUUUCCCUGGCCAUUUUCCUGAUAGACCAAUUAUGCCUGGUGUUCUUAUGGUUGAGGCAAUGGCACAAGUUGGUGGUUUGGUAAUGCUGCAACCGGAAGUGGGCGGCUCACGUGACAGUUUCUUCUUCGCCGGAAUUGACAAGGUGAGGUUCAGAAAACCGGUGGUGGCCGGAGACACUUUGGUCAUGAGAAUGACACUCACAAAGCUUCAAAAACGCUUUGGAAUUGCAAAGAUGGAUGGAAAGGCGUAUGUGGGAGGUGAGGUGGUUUGUGAGGGUGAGUUCUUGAUGGCUAUGGGUAGCAGCGAGUGAUGUUUUUUCUUUUAUUGUAAUAUUUCGUAAGUCGAAAUUUUGAAUAUUUUCGACUUUUGAGUUAAUUUAAGUCCUUUUUUAUUGCUUUAAGUAGAACUUGUAUCAAGUAAAUGAAUCAAUGAGGGUUCGUGUAAUACCCUUUUCUUAAAUGUUAUCUUGAUGUUUUCAAGGUUGAAAUUGUAUGGGAGAUGAUGCUUACAUCCCGGUGUUUUGUUUCACAUUGCUCCAUCUUUUUUGGUAGGACAAAAAAUUGAUAUAUUUGUUCCACUAACUAAUAUAUGUUAAAUAAAGAUGCAUUUGCAACUAUAAAUAACAUAUGAACGAUGAAUUAAGGUUUGAGUUUGUUGGAUAUAUCUAAAUAAAUAAAUUUACAUGUUACAUAAUAACACAACCAUAUUUUCCUUAUAAUCCAAGAGCACCAAGUGGAGUUUUUCCUUGGCCUGCCUCAAAGUAAAAAAUCAACAUUGCCACCAUUGCAAGUCUUGCAUGUUUAAUUUCAGCCAAUUUCAAUCUAUCAAGCUUCUCGGUAUCCGGAAUAUAAACCCCAUUAUUAAGCGUACCCGCAAACGCUAACGGGUCGAAGAAUUUACCACCCGGAUAACCUUGUUCUCCUGUGAAGUUAGCAAAAUUCUCAGCGGUUUUGGACCAAGGGGUGGCCCAGUCAACCGACUGUGAUUCAGGGUUGAAAAAGUCGACCCAUCUCUUGCUCUCCACCCAACCCAUCAGCAGGAGUUGGGUCCCGAGAAGAGAUCCGAAAGAAAAUGGAGCGAUCGCACCCGGGUCUGCUCCGGCUUCGAACCAUGGGAUGCCGCUCCAUGCCUGACCCACAAAGAUACCAAGAACCGCCGCCAUGGCCCACCGCCCGUGGAUAAGCUCCGCUUCCCGGUACCAUUUUAGAAACGCCGGAUCUUUUCCUAGUCCUAGCGGGUCGAACCCGUAGUCUCCCGGGAGCCUGUAGUCGAACCCACUCGGGGUCGAUCAAAUUGCCGCCACCUUUAACGGCGGGGAUCCAAGAUUUCUUGGGAGCAACGGCGGCUGUGAUGACUAACCGCCUAGGAGCCGCUGGCAUGGUGGCGCCACUGGUGGGUGCAGGCAGCAGGGUCUGGCUCCUCUUUCCGCCAGACAAGAAGAGUGAUCCUAAUCCAUUAAGGACAGCAGCAGUGGAGGCAGCUGCCAUUGUUGCUGAGCAAAUAAGGUGGCUGACGGUGGUGUUGGUGGUGACUGAGUGUGUUUGUGUGAGUGUGUGUUUUAGUGAAUUGGGUAUGAAAUUAUAUGGGCAUGUUGAUAUCAAUAGGAAAGAAGUGAAUGGUGCCAGGUAGGAUGAACUGAAAUCUUGGAUAGAUUUUUGGCCAAUCAGAUGAAAGGAUGUUGAUUUCCAUCUGUACC